CCGACCCAACCAUCAGUCUCCUCCCGAACCCCUUCGAUUCUCCCCUUUGCAUCACUUUCUCUUUUCACCACACACACGCACAACCUAGAGGUCCAGACCAUCGGCUAUCAUCGCAGAUCGCUCUUCUUAUUCUAGAUCCGAUUUCUAUAUCUGUCUAUCCUUAUAUCUCCAUAUCUAUCUAUCUAUCUCCGGUUCUAUUGAUACCUCUUGGAUGAUCUUGGGAUUACCUUUCAAUAAUGACGUCAAGUAUGCUAGCUGGAGAGCGGAGGUGGGCCUCUGCAAGAAGAGGUGGUAUGACUGUCUUGGGUAAAGUUGCGGUUCCUAAACCUAUCAAUUUACCUAGCCAAAAGUUAGAGAAUCAUGGUCUGGAUCCAAAUGUGGAAAUUGUUCCCAAGGGUAGUCUUAGCUGGGGCAGUCGGCCAUCUUCAUCUACCUCAAAUCCUUGGGGCUCAUCGGCAGUAUCUCCAAAUGCCGAUGGUAGUUCUGUGUCACCUAGUGGCCGUCCUUCAUCAGGUGGAGGUCUUAGUCGACCAUCUACUGCUGGCAGUGAUAGACACGAGCCUUCCACUACUACAUGGGGUCCAAAUUCUAGACCAUCAUCGGCAUCUGCGGUAUUGACAUCAAACCAAUCAUCACUAACAUCUUCGCGCCCACUCAGUGCAGAGACAAGACCAGGUAGUGCACACUUAUCUCGUUUUGCCGAGCCUGCAUAUGAUACUCCUGCGGCGUGGGGUCCUAAUGGUACUGCUGAUAAGCUGUCAGUACCCUCCAAAGCUAAUGACUUUUCCUUGAGCUCUGGAGAUUUUCCAACAUUGGGUUCAGAGAAAGAUAAUAGUGGGAAGAGCAGUGAACAACAUGAUCACGGUUCUCAUGUACGUCCUGACUCAGGUGCUGGCAGGACUGCGCCCGCCGCUGACAGAAAUGCAAUGGCUCCAGCUGACCACAAGAGUGGAACUGUUGACACUUGGACAAGAGACAGUUCUCAUCAUUUUGAAGAUGGAGUUCGUCCCAGUGCCGACAACUGGCAGCAUGGGGACCCACAACAGUACAUUAAUCCUAAUAUUCCCCCUCAACAUUUUGAUGCCUGGCGUGGUCCACCAAUGAAUGCACCACCUGCUAGUGUUUGGUAUAGAGGACCACCACCUGCAGGUCCACCAUAUCCUCCUGUUCCACGUGGCGGAUAUCCAAUGGAAUCCUACCAUUACUAUCGUCCUCAAAUUUCCCCUAACUUGGCAAAUUCACAAUCUGGUCCUCCACCUGGGCCUGUUCCAAGAGGUCACCAUCCAAGAAAUGGAGAUUUUUACAGGCCGCAGAUGCAUGAACCUUUUAUUCGCCCAGGUAUGCCUAUUAGACCUGGCUUUUACCCUGGUCCAGUGCCUUAUGAUGGCUAUUAUGGUCCUCCGAUGAACUACAAUCCUAAUGAUCGUGAUAUGCAAUUUAUGGGAAUGCCACCUGGGCCACCUGGGCCACCUGGACCACAUGGGCCACAUGGACCACCUGUCUACAACAUGGGCCCUGCUCAAAACCCUCCAGAGCUUCACGAUCUGCACUUCAGAAGUGGUGGGCGCGGAUCAGUCGGAAAUAUGUUUGCUUCAGAAAAAUUGGAUUCUAUUCCACCCGAGGAGUCUCGUGGGCCGUAUAAAGUUCUUAGAAAACAUGAAAUUGGAAGGGAUGCUGAUCUGGAAGGAGAGAGUUGGGAGCAGAACUUAGAAAAGAGUGACCAGACAAGACCAUCACUUCAUAAGAAUGAGCGGGGAACAGAUAUUAGAAAAAAUGAAGACAUGCCUUCAAGAAGAAACUUAGGCCACCAAGGUAAUCUUUCUGACACUCCAAAUUUGCAUUCACUUGAGGGCUCACACAAGUCUAAAGCAUCUAAUGAGAGUUGGGGAAAUAAGUUGUCGUUCCCGGAAGCACCUAAUGAUGUUCCAAUUAACCAAAGAGAUUCAAGCUUAAUACAGAAGAUUGAAGGUCUGAAUGCAAAAGUGCGGGCUUCUGAUUCUAAGGUGGAUGCAGAGCAGAAUAACAGGCAAUUAGUUAGUCCUAAUGACCACCCAAUGAUUGCAUUCGGGACCAUUUCUGACACAGGAGAUCUUAAAUCUACCACUGCCACUGUAUCGUCAUAUUCAAGACAUUUGCAUCAUGGAGUGCGAAGUCGAGCCGAGCAACAUAAUAAAGGAAGAAUAAACAAUCAAGAUACUGAUGGGUGGAGAAAAAGACCUCAAAUUCUAGGUUCAGAGGUUGCUACUUCAGUCUCUGCUGAGGCCGUCGAUAACCCUGAAGCUAUGAAUACUGAUGAAUCUUUAGCUGCACUUGCUGAUCCUGCUGAUGGCCAAGCACAGCGUGCUAGGAUGAGGGAGUUGGCAAAACAGCGUACAAUCCAACUACAGCAGGAAGAGGAAGAAAGAAUAAAAGAGCAGAAAGCAAAGGCUCUUGCAAAAUUGGAAGAGUUGAAUAGGCGUACCCUAGCAGCCGGAGAUGGUUCAAUCCAGAAUGCAGAGAAAAUUCUGACUAGUGCUCCGGGGCAGAAAGAUGUGGAUGGAUUCCAGAAAUCAACUGGACCGGUUAUUGAUUACAGCAAACUUGAGCCACCGAAUCCAGUUUUGGAUGUAAAAGCUCAAGCAGCUGCACAGAUCAGUGAGACAAGUCAACAAGAGCCUGUUGACCAGUCAUCACUUUCGAAUCAAAGUGUUGCCAAUGCAAAUGAUGCUGAAAGCAAAGGUGCUUUGCAUGGUAAUGAUGGUAACUUUCACAGACAGAAGCGUGCUAGUCAUAGACAAAAGCUGAGUGUACAAAGUGUAGAUAGUCUGGCUGACAAGUCAACGAGUGGUACAGGAGAAGCACAUAUAGGUCCUGGAGGUGAAGCUACAAAGGACCAUGCAAGUCAUGCUGUAUCAGGUGAACCUGGACCACAUCAAGAUUACAACUCUAUAUCGGUUGAAUCAACACAGCAGAGAAAAAGAAAUAGCAAGAGUAGCAAGAAUAAACAUAAACUUGAUGAUGCAUCUGCAUCAAGAGAAGGUGGUAUUGCUACUGAAAGCGGAAAGCCAGAAUCUCAAAAUGACUUUAAUUCAAGCACUAUGUUGGUGACUGAUGGCAAGAAUUAUAUGCAAUCUAAUAUGGAGGAAUCCCAUGAUAGAGUAACAAACCAGUAUAAACCUCAGCACCCCAGAAGGAUGCCAAGAAAUCCACAAGCUAAUAGGACAACUGAGAGAUUCCAUGUUGGUGAUGUUGCUGUGUGGGCCCCUGUGCGGGCCCCCAAAGAAGAGCGCGGAGAUGAUUACAGUCAGAAAGAAUUGCAGGAUGAAGCGUCUUUGCCUGCAAAGAGUAUUAACUCGGGCCAGACUAAUCUGAAAAGCAAAAGGGCAGAAAUGGAAAGAUAUGUACCCAAGCCAGUGGCUAAAGAGCUGGCUCAUCAUGGAAGCAUUAACCAAUCAGCAUUGCCGUCUUCACCUGGGAAAACUACAUUAGAAGAUAUGCCAGAUAAAGAAGACUUGGGUUCUCAACCAGAAAUCCCUGUAUCUGUGAGUGUGGGGACUACUGUGGAGUCUAAGAGUGGGGACAAUAAGCAAAAUAAACAGGCGAAACCCCAUGGAUGGAAGCAACGUGGACCGACUGAUGUGCAUCGUGAUCAUGGUUUUCAACAGGAUUCAAAGAAAAAUGAUCACAAAUCUAAGACCCAUGAAGUCCCGAUCCCUGUUUCAACUGAAACUAAUGUUUCACAUGAAUGGGACCCAUCUGAUGGCUGGUUCAUGCCAGAUGAAUAUCCACCGAAUGAAGCUAUACCCGUCGCAUCUUCUGUUAAGGAUGAAGGCGGAGUCACGGGUAAAGGAAAAAGACCAGCUUACAAGGGUCAGAAGAGCACAAUGAAAAGUCACAAUGUCGAUCACAAGGAUGUCGGUGGUGCAGAAGUGGAGAUAGAACAAACAGACAGGCCUGCUUCUUCCAAAGAAAACCGUUCUUCUCACUGGCAACCCAAACCUCAAGCAUAUAAGAGUGGUUGGUCCAGUGGAGUUCAUAAUGCUAGACCUGAGAUUAAAAAGGUUCGACCUGACGAACCUGCUGCUGACUUCAAGGAUGGCAGAGGAGCACCACAUGAGGGCCAUCAUAAGUAUAGGAGAGAAAGACAACCUGCGUUGUUCAGGCAACAACCCCACUCUUUAAUAGAAGAUGAAAUCCCAAUUGAGCAACAACAUGGUACUACUGGUUUUAGGAAGUUUGGAGGUCAAAAUAACCGUUCUGGUUGUCAAGACGAUAGAAGGAAGCAUAAUCAGCAUAAUGCAAGUAUAAACCGGGAACGGCAGAAACAGAAUUUGCAUUACGAGUACCAGCCAGUCGGAUCCAACAUUAACAGCAGUAAUAAAUCCAACAUUCUCGAUGCACCUGCAGAUGGAUCUGGUAAUGCAGUUCCAAGGUACAAAGAGAGAGUUUCUGGUGCAGGUCAACAAUCCAGACGAGGUGGAGGCAACUUUUAUGGGCGACAAUAAUGAUGGGUUUUUGUAAUUGAAGAGAAUUCCGAGGAGCUUCUUUUAACCUUUUUAUUAGUCAGAAAAUCGAUCCGAGGUGUAAGGCACAUGGAGCUGGGUUGUUUAUAGGGCAAAUGGUAACCAAGGAGAAAUGUUCGGUUUACACGGGAAGUUAAAAUCGAGAAUCUUGGUUGCGGCGGUUGCUUAUGUGCUUAGUGUCUUAAAAGAUGUAAUUGUUCUGAAUGGUGUAAUUCAGUCUAGAUACGAUGUGGAACCUGUGGAUAAUUUGUUGUCGAGAUGAGGCCGUUCUUGUUUGCCCUAUAUUGGUUAAGUGGAAAACUUUGAAUUUGUUUGCCUUAAAUAUUGGUGAUUAGAUAGAA
Messenger RNA from Erigeron canadensis, 4843 nucleotides. Its product is annotated as protein MODIFIER OF SNC1 1. Gene Ontology annotation, biological process: epigenetic regulation of gene expression. NCBI's taxonomy places the organism in Eukaryota, Viridiplantae, Streptophyta, Magnoliopsida, Asterales, Asteraceae. The record is from RefSeq and is a predicted model, not a curated record. The transcript has 11 exons. The coding region runs from base 237 to 4484 and encodes 1415 amino acids.